AUGAACCCGGGCGCCGGCGGCUGGCCGACGCUCCGCUACUUCAACGCCGAGACGGGCGUCGGCGGCGCGCCCGUCGAGCGCAAGACGACGCAGAAGAUCUGCGACGAGUUCAAGGUGCCGGACCGCAUGAUCGAGGCGACGAAAGAGUGCAUGAAGGUCUGCAAGGUCGACGGCGAGGGCUGCGACGACGACGAGAAGGCCUACCUCGAGACGUGGAGGAGCCAGGACUACACCGCGGAGAUCGCCAAGCUCGAGGACCUCGCACCCGCGGAGGCGCCGGCGACGUCGGCGCUGGAGGCGAACACGAAGUCCAAGGGCUCGAACGCGUACUACUACGCCCACGCGAGCAAGGACUGGUCCGUGCCGGACAACGCGAAGAUCAUCUCCGGCGCGGGCAUCACGACGGGCUGCGGCCCCCAGCGCCUCGACCCGGAGCACGGCGAGGCCGCCGAGGCGUCGAGCCCCGCGGCCGGCGACGCCGCGCUCCGCGCGGAGAUCGACCGGCUGAAGAGCCGCGUGAGCGCGAUGGCCCAGCGCCGGGCCACGGAGACGCCGCUCACCAAAUACUCCUUCUCCGACAGCACGGACAACGUCAAGGUCUACGUCGAGGUGCCGCCGACGGCGCUCCACUCGCGGAAGACAUCCGACGACGGCGACGUGCGGAAUUGCAGCGACGCGGGCAUCGUCGCGCGGUUCCAGCGGCGGUCCUUCACCCUGGUCAUCGCCAAGCCCUCGGUGGACACGGCCGUCGACUCCGUCGAGCGCUACAAGCUCGACAUCUCCAACCUGCGCUACGACGUCGUCCCCGCGAAGUGCACCUACAAGCUCGUCGCGGAGAAGGGCCGCGUCGUCGUCACGCUCCGGAAGGCCGACGUCCUCGACGAGUGGACGUCCCUCUCCCUCAAGGGGGUCCUCUAG
Messenger RNA from Aureococcus anophagefferens, 918 nucleotides. RefSeq lists its product as hypothetical. Bases 1 to 918 code for a protein of 305 amino acids. The transcript is spliced from 2 exons. The record is from RefSeq and is a predicted model, not a curated record. Lineage: Eukaryota; Pelagophyceae; Pelagomonadales; Pelagomonadaceae.